CCAGACGGCUUUUGUAGGCUCCUUCCAACUCAAUGAUUCUUUGAUAGUUCUAUUACAUGCCUUCAGGAGGUCUCUGUAAGGUAGCAGCCAUCCCUUUCCAUCCGCCCCAGGCACCGGGCUGGCCUUGCUCCCUAUGCCCACUCUUUCCCUCCCCCACACCAUCCCAAACAAUGAGGCUUUGUCUCCACACGCAUCCAGCAGCGGUGGUUCCUUAGGCCCCUAAGCCCUAUUUUGUGUGCGUGCUCUGAGCUUAACCAGCACAUUCCUGCCAGAGGUUAAGCCUGGGCACCAUGUGGAUAAUCCGAGGUUUUUUGGCUUCCUUCUCCCAGUGACAGUCAUGAUAAUGAGCCCAUGUGUGUCAGCCGUUCUCCUGCCCCUCACCUCUUCCUCUCUUUCAAGCCUGUAGGCCUCAGGGACAGAACAGGAUCAUAGCUACAAAGCAGGAGAGUUAGGGUGGAAAGGUCCUGCUGCAAGCCCAGCAUCCUGUACUGGUUCAUCUGCUGCCUUAGAAUGCCACAGCCCUUCAAGGUACCACAGCCUGGCUGUCCAUGGGUGCUUUGUCAUCACCAUCAAAGUAUAUCAUUCAGCCUUAAUGGUGUCUGCCAUCUGCCUGGUCCCAAGGCCAAAGUGUGAACCACAGCAGAGCAGAGGGCUGUGAGGAAAGAAGUGGCCAUGACACGAGAGUAGGACUGGAGUGAGUUGCCAGAGCUGGAAAGGGCAUCUUUAGAGAGCAGGAGCCAGAAGGGCUGGAAGCUGGGACGGCAGGGCACCAGGGUGCCCUGAGCACAGCAACAUUCUUGAGGACAAAGCAGGAAAAUCGAAGAAAGAGGCCAAGCACUGGAUUAGGUAGGGGGUAGGAAGGGAAGAGAGUCAAUCUUUUUCUUCCCCACUGAAAAUCCCCUAUUUUCCCUUCUCUCCUGGACAUCAAGAUCUUUGCUCCGGCCUCAGACUCCAGGCAGGAGUGCUAUGCCUCCCUCCUCAUGUGGUUAAUUUCUUUCCUGAUUAAAGGCGAUUAGGCAGCCCUAAAGCCGACAGAAAUGUGACCGAUGGGAACAGAGACAAACAGUCCAUUCAUGAUCUCUUAAAUCCCCCAGGCAGUAUUUAGAGAGCCCUGAAGAGAGACCUGGAUCAGAACCAUCCCAUCACUGCCUCUGUGUUCUCCUCCCUUCCUCCACUAUGUCCUUCUCUGAAGCGGAGGUGCAGAGCGCCCGUGGGGCCUGGGAAAAGAUCUAUGUGGAUGCUGAAGACAACGGGACAGCAGUGCUGAUCAGGAUGUUUACCGAGCACCCGGACACCAAGUCCUAUUUCACACACUUCAAAGGCAUGGACAGCGCCGAAGAGAUGAAACAGUCGGAUCAGAUCAGAGGCCAUGGCAAGAGGGUUUUCACUGCCAUCAAUGACCUGGUGCAACAUCUGGACAACGUUGAGGCUUUUCUUGGGAUACUGAACCCGCUCGGCCAGAAACAUGCCACCCAGCUCAAGAUUGACCCCAAAAAUUUCAGGAUCAUCUGCGACAUUAUCUUGCAACUGAUGGAGGAGAAAUUUGGUGGAGACUGCAAAGCCUCCUUUGAGAAGGUGACCAACGAGAUCUGCACUCACCUGAACAACAUCUACAAAGAAGCGGGUUGGUGAGGGCAGGUGACCUUCAGGCUCUUCAGACUUCUCACCAGCACUGAUUUGCUGCUUUUGGGCCUCCAGCCACAGUUGGAGAAUGAAAAAGUAAAAAAAUAAUUAAAAAAAAAAAGGCUUAUGUAACAUAGAUGUUAAUGUCAAUAAUUUCCUUAGAAGAUUGAGUUUCCACGGUUAAAUGAAAACCACAGAUGCAUCAAAGCCAGCAUCCUGAUGAGUUUCGCAGCUGCACUGCUCCAGGUGGGUUCUCUGGGGAUGGGCUCUGAAAACCACAUUUGAAGACCAAGAUAUAAAGCUUGCUGUUUCUGGAAGACUUGCUCCUUUCAGCAGCAUCAGCCCAGAGAAGAACCAGCAGCCUCGACCUUGCCAUCCUCAUCAAUUUUGAGAGGGAAACUGCUUUCGAGCAUCUCCUGGGUCAUGGACUUUGCAGAGGUCAUUAUUUAAGAGACAAAGGAGUUGGUUUGGUUUUGAACUACUGUGGUGGGAGAAGUGGGGGAUGCUCUGGGCAUGGGGAAGAGUAAUAUCUGAAGAAGACACAGGGAAAGCCCCAUCCUGGACAAGGCAACAGUCCCCCAGCACAGGGAGAGGUGCCUUGGAGGAGCUUCCAGCACAGAGGAUUCUGAUACUGAACGUGGUCACCACUGGAUUCCCCUGGGCAGGGGGGAAUGUCUCCAGCACCUGGAUUUUGCACUGCGACUCCCAGAUUGCUCUGGCCAUGCACCCAGGGGAGGGCAAACAGCACCAAGCUCCUGCACAGCUUCUCCUGACACUCCAGCAGUGACCAAGUCCAGAACUGUUUAAUUGCUUUUCCUUAGACAUGGUGAAAUCAUCAGCUGAUAACUGCAAAUAACCACAGGCCAUUCUGCUUCACUGUAACGCAAUAAACAAAAGGAAAGC
Molecule: messenger RNA, 2526 nt
Organism: Centrocercus urophasianus (Greater sage-grouse)
Lineage: Eukaryota; Metazoa; Chordata; Aves; Galliformes; Phasianidae
Product: cytoglobin-1-like
Exons: 3
Coding region: 1177-1632 (151 amino acids)
Biological process (GO): oxygen transport
Molecular function (GO): heme binding; iron ion binding; oxygen binding
Source: RefSeq, a predicted model, not a curated record